GUUUUCCCUCCUCCUCAUACAUCAUUUUACCUGCAGCAGCUAACCACCCGAACCCUAAAACCCAAACCCAUGGCGACUCAACCAGCCAAACAAUCCGUCCAAUGCUUCGGUCGUAAGAAAACCGCCGUCGCCGUCACACACUGCAGACGCGGCUGCGGUCUAAUCAAACUCAACGGCUCUCCCAUCGAGCUGUUCCAGCCAGAGAUCCUCAGGUUCAAGAUCUUCGAGCCAGUCCUCCUCCUAGGGAAGCACCGUUUCGCUGGCGUCGACAUGAGGAUACGUGUCAAGGGAGGUGGUCACACUUCUCAGGUCUACGCGAUUCGGCAGAGUAUCGCUAAGGCGCUUGUGGCGUUUUACCAGAAGUAUGUUGACGAGCAGUCGAAGAAGGAGGUGAAGGAUAUUUUGAUUAGGUAUGAUAGGACUUUGCUUGUGGCUGAUCCGAGGAGGUGUGAGCCGAAGAAGUUUGGUGGUCGUGGUGCUCGUUCUCGUUUCCAGAAGAGUUACCGUUAAAAACAUAUGUUGUCUUUUUCUUGUCUUAAAAUGUUUUUUUGAAGUUUGAGAGUUUGAAUUUCUUUUCAUGGUUAUUGGAUAAUGGUUACUUUGGACAAGGAAGUUAAUGUUUUUUUUAACUAUGUUUACUAUCCCAGUCUCAAUUUCGAUUUGAUGAAAUUGAUUGGUCAUUUAUAUGUGUGGGUUAGUGAAAUGAUAGGAAGUGUAGUUGAUCAAAGAGUAUUGUUUACUGGAACUUUGAUUCGUAACUAUAGUUGCAAUUUAGUUACGAAAGGUAGGAAUGAAUGUCU
Messenger RNA from Eruca vesicaria subsp. sativa (arugula), 800 nucleotides. The record is from the annotation of a GenBank genome assembly. Lineage: Eukaryota; Viridiplantae; Streptophyta; Magnoliopsida; Brassicales; Brassicaceae.